GGGCGAGCAGACGCGUCCUGCCUCGCCGAAGCGCUCCGCAGCCGGCGGGGCGCAGACGGGCUGGGACGGGUCAGCGCGGGCGCACGGGGUGAGCGGGCAGCGGUCCGGCGCGCUCAGGGCAUCCCCACGCCGAGGCGCGGGACGUGACUCAGGGAACACUCUUGAGCUUUGUCAUGGGAGCUGUAGUAGCUGAUGAUGGUCCAUCUGGUGUUAAAGCCCCCGAUGGAGGCUGGGGCUGGGCUGUCCUUUUUGGCUGUUUUAUCAUCACAGGAUUCUCCUAUGCCUUUCCUAAAGCAGUUAGUGUUUUCUUCAAGGAACUUAUCCGUGAAUUUGGUAUUGGAUAUAGUGACACUGCUUGGAUUUCCUCCAUUUUAUUGGCCAUGCUUUAUGGAACAGGUCCACUCUGUAGCGUAUGUGUCAAUCGCUUUGGCUGUCGCCCUGUCAUGCUGGUGGGUGGCCUUUUUGCAUCAAUGGGAAUGGUGAUAGCCUCCUUCUGCACAAGCAUCGUUCAGAUCUAUCUAACUGCAGGUGUGAUUACUGGUUUGGGUCUGGCACUUAACUUUCAGCCUUCACUCAUCAUGUUAAACCGUUACUUUGAUAAACGCCGGCCCUUAGCCAAUGGGCUGUCUGCUGCUGGGAGCCCAGUGUUUCUUUGUGCCCUUUCACCAUUGGGGCAGAUACUUCAACAUGAGUAUGGUUGGAGAGGAGGAUUCCUUAUACUGGGUGGGAUGCUGCUCAACUGUUGUGUAUGUGGAGCACUGAUGAGACCUUUGGAGCCACCCAAAAAGUCUGACGCUACCAAAGAACCUGCUGAGAAGAAAGCAAAGAAAAAACUUCUGGAUUUCAGUGUAUUUAAAGAUGGUGGCUUUGUAAUCUACACACUAGCAGCAUCUAUCAUGGUGCUUGGACUCUUUGUUCCCCCAGUUUUUGUUGUGAGUUAUGCCAAGGAUUUAGGGUAUCAGGACACCAAAGCAGCAUUUCUUCUGACUAUUCUGGGAUUCAUUGAUAUUUUUGCUCGGCCUAUUUGUGGAAUGGUAGCUGGUCUCAAGUGGGUUAGACCACGCUGUGUCUACCUCUUCAGUUUUGCUAUGAUUUUUAAUGGCUUUACAGAUCUCAUGGGUUCUAUGUCUGUUGAUUAUGGUGGCCUGGUGGUCUUUUGCAUUUUCUUUGGCAUUUCUUAUGGAAUGGUAGGUGCUCUUCAGUUUGAAGUUCUCAUGGCUAUUGUUGGUACCCAGAAGUUUUCCAGUGCCAUUGGUUUAGUGCUCCUGGCAGAAGCUAUGGCUGUUCUAAUUGGCCCACCAUCAGCAGGAAAACUCUUGGAUGUAACACGGAGGUACAUGUUUGUUUUUAUUAUUGCUGGAAUUGAAGUUACCACCUCAGCACUUGUAUUGGCCUUGGGAAAUUUCUUCUGCAUUAAGAAAAAAUCAGAAGAACCACAUACAAAAGAAGCAGCAGCAGAAAGAGAGGAACUAAACAAAUCUGAAGACAAAACUCCUGAAGAUGCCAAGGUGGACUCUAUUGAAGUGGAACAGUUUCUAAAAGAUGAGCCUGAAAAAAAUGGCGAAGUUGUAACUAACCCAGAAACCUGUGUGUGAGUGUGGCAGAAAAUUGACAAAGUCUUUAGAAGAGAGUCAAAGAUUUUCAAUGCUAUUUAUUUUAGAAAUAGAACUAGUUUAGGGCUGGGCCAUCUGCUUUAUUAACUGGAGGACAGUCAGCUGAUGAAGUCUCUCUGAGAGCUGUUUUAUUAGACAACCUGUUACCAGAAAAUUAGCUUUAUCGGUAAAAGGUGAAACGGUGUGGUUAUACUUUUUAUGUAAACUAAAAGGCUUUUAUAAACACAAGUAGAAUCUUGCUAUGCAUCACCAGAAACUGUUCACUUGUAAGAGAUGUAGGAAGGAUAUAUCUUAAAAAAAGUGGCACUGUAUGUAUGCUUUCAGACAAUAUGGAUGAAAUUGCUGUGUUGUGCAGCUAAAUGUAACUUCCCUUGCAGUGUUCUUUGUGAAGGAGAAAGAGUUUGAGAUGGAGAAAAAUCUCAGGAACUUAAAAGGUCUCCAUUACGUCUUUGAAUUUCUUACUUUUUUAGAUUCUCAGAUUAAUUGGCUCAACCCUAAUAUAAUUUUUUAUAUAUCUGUUACUUUGAUUUAUUCCAGCGUAUUUCUCUGAGGUUUGUCUAAAUACGUAAUCUUUGUAAUUAUCAUCUGGAAACUGUACGCAGAAAGGUACAUUGCUGAAUACUGUCUUCAGCAGAUUACACAAGUGAUAUUCCUAGGUAAUGCUGAAAGAAAAAACGAGCAGAUUCAAUCCCAACAGACAAUAAGCAAAGUUAACCUCCAUUCACGUACAGUUUUCAGUACAGUUUCCCUGUAACAUUUGAAAAUAUUACAAGUAAUAUCCAGAAGAUGGAAAUUAGGUUUUCUAGACUCUUCUGAAAGAGUAUCCAUUAUGUAUAUAAAAGAAACAUUUUACGUGUCCAGAUCACAUAUAACAAGAUAGAUAUACGUUUGUUAACUGAGGGAAAAGGUUGAGACUACUUUGAAACAUGUUAGCUAUCUUUGAAAUGCAAUGUUAGCAACAUAGGAAGGACUUAACAUUUUUUUUUUUUUUAAAUUUGGAUUAUUUUAUUUUUAUCCCACUUCCCUAUCCUUUUGCUUAAUCUGUAGAAGUUCAGGGUGCCAUUCUUGUUGUUUGAAGAAACAUCGUGCAACUGUUGAUCACAUUUAUGACAGCACUGCAUAGGAGCCCAUCAAGAAUGGGGUCUGCUCUACUACUUGUUCAUUGCACAAACAGCACAGGGAGGCUGUACAGUCCUUAAAAUUCUAACAGUGCAUGAAGAGGAAACACAAAGAGAUCAGACAAGGUAGUGACAGCAGAUUUGAAAGAGAAAAGAUUCAUUGUCAAGACUUUGGAUUGGGAAGAAAGGUAAAAGGAAGGCAUUCUGCAUUUUCCACUUUUUUUUCCCCUACCAAAUACAUAGAAGAAAUGUCAUCUACGAAAUCAUGCUACUUCAACCCAACUUUCAGAUAUGUUUAUAAAAAGCUCUGUAGGGUUUGUGACUGCAGUAACACUCUUCAAAACAGGCUUACUUGUAAUGGAUUCAGUUGUUCUUCUUGAUAGCAGGAACAUUGGCUUUGAUGUUCCACAUCUCUUAUUAAUUAAAAUAUGUAAGAUACUAAUCCCUAAACCUCUGUAUCCCUGCAUAACAAAGUAACAUCAUUAGUUGUCUCAUACUUUUAUCAUUUUAGCAGAAACACAGAGUAAAACUAAGGAAGGCCCCAAACCAUUAACCAUUCCCUAAUUUAUUUUGCAUACCAGCUUCCACUCUGGUAAUUUUUUCAAAAUGGUUUUGCAUUGUUAGGACAAAUUUGCACAGAAAUUGAAAUCUUAGGAUCAUGUUCUCCUCUCCCGCCCGCCCCCUUUGGACUGAUCUUAAAUGGAAAUGGAUGCUGUACUGAACUAAAAGGUUUAUAUUACAUAUAGGACAUUAAAACUUUUUUUUUAAUAUAUAUUUCCUAUUUAUCAGCAGAAAUUGCACUGGCAUGUCCAAGGCAUCAGAAUUUAGUCCUACAACUUAGUUCCAGUUUGCCAAAGAUUAAAUCAGCACUUGGAAUACUACUCUGCUAGCCCCAGAAGGUCACCAUGUCAAAGGGCAAGACGAAAAUGGAAACCACAGAGCCUGUUUCAGAUGAUACAGUAAGGCCCAAUGCAGCUUGCAGAUUUAAGUUUUGCAUUGCAUUUCAAAAUGUAAAAACUAGAAACCUUCCAAAUGUGAAUGCAGAUUCUGAAAUAGUCAUUUUUGUCCUAUUAUGGGUUUUGAUCACCAAAUUUCUUUGCUAUACUGUUAUCACGGAACUAAAUAGUUGUUUCUGUGACCUUAGGGUUUGAUAAUUUUAAAUACAUUCUGCAGGAAUUGGGACUUGAUGAUCCUUGUAGUCCCUUCCAAAUCAGGAUAUUCUGUUAUUCCAGAUACAGAUUUUAAGUUCUAUAAAAUUUUGGCUUAUACUGACUUCAUGGACUAUGUUUCAUUUUCCGUAGGUAACUUCACUGUUAAGAUGGAAACCAGAAAUGUUAAGUUACACUUUUACAUGACUGGGGCAGAUGAGGGAGCUAUUAAGACAAGGGAAAAACAUUUCAGCAAGAUCCCUUAAAAGCAUGUACCCCAACUGCUUCUACAGCCAUGGCCACAAAGGCCUCUAUAUUGAGCUCCUCCUCCCCCCCCGAUAUAAAAAAAAUAAAAAAAUAAAAGCACCAAUUCAUUAGACUCCUAGUGCUACCUAAGAACAGCUAGAAACUUACAUACAGAAGGAGAAGAUUGUAUCUGAAUCCCUUUCUCUUGGCAAGAUAAGCCGGCUUCUCAUUAAUUUUAUUCUGCUUAUAAAUGCACAAAAAAUUGCUUUUAAACCCUUCCAGGUAUUUUUGGUACAGUACUUCUUUAAUCUCAACUCCGUAGAGAUGCAAAUCCCAUAUGUGCAAUUUGUGAGACGUGCUCUUUCAUUUAUUUUGAGAAUGGGGGUGGUCGGAGUCAGAAAGCAUUGCUAAAGAGAACAAUUGCUUGGAGGCACAAACAGAAUAGUGCUGUGCAACAUAGAUGUAGAUGAACCUUUGUUCAUCCUUCACCUAUUAAAAAUGUUGAGACUUGAAAACCGAAAAGAAAGGUUGGAAGGCAGGUAAUUGUACAACUGAAUUACCUAACAUUUCAGCAACAUGCUAAGUUGCUCUUGCAUCUGCUACUGGUACAUAUAUAAUUUUUUUUUACAUAUAGUUUUGGAAUCUAUUUAAGAAGUCUGUAAGAGAAACAACUGAAAUCCAAGAUGAAAAAAUAUCUAACUAGUAUAAUACAAAACAGAUGAAGAACUAUUUUCACAGAUUAUUUAUCUGAAACUAACGAACAGCCUCUUAAUGCACAGGCUAGCAUAAUGCUAAAUGUUUUUUAGAUCUCUGUAUAUUCUAUAAAUUGUGAGCUAUAGGAAUUAUGGUUAAAAUAUUCUAUGCUUGAUCAUAUAAUGGAUCUUAGGCCCAUAAUUUCUUAAUACAAAAAGAGGGUGUGCGUAUACAUGCCUGUAACACAGAAUAUAUCAACAGGUGAGCACGUAUGUAUGUAUGUAUCAAACAUGCAGAAUACAAAGUAGAGUGGAAAAGAGAUCUGUUUACUGGACAAUGAGCAAUCCAUAGUUAAAACUAUUUUAUUCUUUCUCCUACACAAACAUAAGUUUACUUUUUAUUGUUAUUGUUACUUCUCAAUAAAAGAUCUUGAUCAGAACCCACAAGAUCCCUGCUGAACUAAAAA
Molecule: messenger RNA, 5284 nt
Organism: Anas platyrhynchos (mallard)
Lineage: Eukaryota; Metazoa; Chordata; Aves; Anseriformes; Anatidae
Gene: SLC16A3
Product: solute carrier family 16 member 3
Biological process (GO): transmembrane transport; monocarboxylic acid transport
Cellular component (GO): basolateral plasma membrane
Molecular function (GO): lactate:proton symporter activity
Source: RefSeq, a predicted model, not a curated record